This is a messenger RNA of Cinara cedri, 5814 nucleotides long. NCBI's taxonomy places the organism in Eukaryota, Metazoa, Arthropoda, Insecta, Hemiptera, Aphididae. The record is from the annotation of a GenBank genome assembly.
UAAUGGCGUAAUAUUUUUGUUCAUAUAACAAUAAUUUGGAAUUUAAUUUUUGUUGACACCCAAUUUCGGACUAGUGAUUUGUAAGCCAUUGCGGUUGUCAUUAAUUUCUUCUUAUUAAAUAAUAUUAUUAUCCGUAUUACAUAAUACGGAUUUGACUGUUAAUCGAUCAAGUCCGCUUAGUAUAUUGCGAUAAACGGGUUACACGUCUUUUCUAAACGCCCGUUUAUGCACUGCAGUUCCGCCGAAUUGUUGUAUGGAUUAGAUUAACACGAAUAACACUUCCGGUCUUAUUUUUGCACUUGCGUUUUCGCCAUCACUAUAACAUGGUGCCCUCCGGUGCACUGGUCCUGAUUGCCGUAUGCUGUUUCUCGUUUAUCGGUCCGACGUUCAUGUCGUCCGACUAUUCGGAGGAGUCUUCGAACAAAAUCUUACAGAAUAAUAAUGUAGACAUCAAAAACGAUGACCGCAAGGGUCCGGUAGAAGGAAAGCAGACGCUCAAAUUCUUGUAUUGGUAUGUAUGAUUCGUAAUUCCUGUAUUGGAAGGUAUUGGCCCGGCUUGUCUUGGAUGCUUCCAAGGAAGUUUACAUUUAAAAUAGUUUAAAUAAAAAGAGACGANGGGGGGGGGGGGGGAGGGGGGGUUAAAAUAUUUUUAAUGAAAUAAAUUAUAUAUAGAGUUUGUAGUUAGUCUUUGUUAUAUUAUAAAUAUAUACCUACUAUAAAAAUUUCGGAGGGUGUUUGAACCCCUAAAACCACCCCCUGGAUACGAGCUUGGGCGUAGGUUGUAGUGGGAGGUGCGGGGGAGGCAAAUGGUAUUGUCCAUAUAAUAAGUAAUAAUAUAUUAGAAUUUUGACGGCAAAACCAUUUAUAAUAUUGAUAAAAACUGUUUCCACUUCUGAACUAUAGAAAUAUAAAAUAAAUUUAUUUAUAAACAUAAAAUUAUUUUAUGUCAGUGAUCUGAAGUAAAAAGUGACAAAAAGUGACAUUUUUUGUUGCAUUUUGGUUCAAGUUGGAACAUUGUGGUGAUUAUUUUUUAAUUUUCCGAGCGGUUUUCAAAAUAACGCUGAAAAACCGGAGAAAAAUAUUUAGGAAAAACUUAUGAAGCAUUACCGAUUUUAUUAUUUAAAAUUUGUACGCAUUAUGUUUUCUACCAGAAAUCUCAAUUCAUUCAAAAAUAUAUUGAGACCUUUUUUGUUUUUUUCAAAAAAUAUUUUCAAAAUAUUCUGUGAUAUGGCAUUUGCUGGUUUUCAUGUAGUUUUUAUUUGGUAUGUACUCUGUGGAUAAAAUUGUUUGACAAAGUAGAGAUACUUGAAGAUUAAAACGAGAUUUAUUAGGAGAAGACUUAUUUACUGACCUGACUAAACUACCCCGAACCAGGUACUUCAUUCCCUAGCCAGGCUGAAAUUUGGAACAAUCAUCUAUAAGUACAUGAUCGACCUUAUAUCCAAAAAUUAACUUUCCAAUAUCACUAAUCUCCCUUCAUGGUCGGUAUGCAAGAAAACUAUACAGAAUAUUUAUUAAUAAGUUGUACUUAGUAAUUAGUGGUAAAAUAAAAAAAAGCUGAUAUUAGCUUACUGCCUACUGCUGAUAGAUGUGCCACUGUUGUAGGUGAUAAGUCAGGACGGUAGGAUACAUAAAGUUAUUUAAUUUAUAUCUGUAAACAACGAUAAACCAUUGCUAACGAAAAACGAUUCUGAUUGGAGUUCUGUUAUACAUGUAUUGAAAGGCUAUUACAUUUACAAUUUAAAAAUAAUACAACUCAUACAUUUUUACAAUUUUUUUCAUUUAUUAUGAAAACCACUUAGAAAAUUAAAAAAUGACCUCCUUGAAGUACCACCUCAGGAAAAUUUACUUUCAGAAAAAGUGCUACAAUUAAAAAUUGAGGCAAGAUUUCUGUUAAAAAAGUUGUUCAUUGAUAUAAAAAAUAAAUGUUGUAAAACUUGGAGGAACAUAUUGACAUUACUUGCUUCACUUAGAAUCUAAAAAAAAAUUUACUUAGAAACUUAAAAACAAAUUACCUACUCACCAUCUAGAUUAAAAAUUCAACAAAGGUCAACAAGAUUUCUGGUAGAAAAUAUAAUUCGGAAAAUUUUUUUAAUAAUGAAAUUGUAUGCUGUAAAUUUGUUCAUUUUAAUUUCUCCUAUUUUCUGGUUUUCCCAAUUAUUAUGAAUACUACUGAGAAAUCAAAAAUGGCUUGCUUUGUGAACAACUAGAUCUGUCUAUAAAUAACUUUUCUGCGUGUAAAUAAUAAAAUUAAUAUAAAAUAUUAUAUAUUAUAUAGUGUUAUCUAAAUACUAAUAAUUGUCAAUAUUCAUUUUUUUUUUUAUUUUUCAUUUCAUCCCUAUCAUUGAAUAUCAUCCAAUCAAGAAAAAUAAUUUUAUUUUUUACUUUUUAAAAUUUUUAAAGUAAGUAAUUUGUUAAGUAUAUUAUUCUAAACAUUUUAAUGUAUCAUGCAUUCAUAUUUGAUCAAUGGUUUCUUAGUAAUAGCCAUUUUAAUUUCUAAUAAUUACCUUAUGUUACAAGUUACAACUGCAUUGCAAACAGUUGUAAUGGGUAAAUCUCAGGGUUAGUAAUAUAUGUGUAUAAAUGUUUAAUGUAUAAAACUUUAUAACGACUAAUACUUUUUUUUUUUUUUUUUAAAAGUUUAUUAUAAUAAUGAUAAUACUGUACAUUUAAAAUUUUAAUAAGUUUUUAAAUUUAUACAUUAAUUUAACAAAUUAACAAAUCACAUCAACUUAGUGAAUUUUCUUAAAUUUAGAAUAAAAUAAAAACAAAACAAAUUAUUUUUUGGUAAUAUAUAUAAUAUAUUAUAAAAAUUAUUAGUUAUUAAUAAAAAAUAAAGAUGAAUUUAGUAAUUAAUAUAACAAAUUAUUACUUAUAAGAUAUAUCAAAUGAUGAUCAAAUUUGAUUGAUAAUUAUUUUAUCUGUUAAUUUCUGUUCAAUUGCGGCCAAAAAAAAAAUAAAAUAUAAAUUAUAAUAUAUAAAACAUAUACAACUACUAGUUUUAUGCGUUCCAAACCUGGUAAAUCUUGCAACCAAUAACAGGUUCUAGUACCUAUUUGCCCCUAACUGAGUUUUGAGUUGCAUCAUGAAUUAAGAUCUUCAUUAAGAUAUCUUAAAAAUUAAUUUGUUUUUGUAUCAAUUAAUAUGACUGACACCUUUUAUGAUACAUUUUAAAGUGGUGAUUUCUCGAAUUCACUCAUGGCUAAUAGUUUUUUUUUUUAGAUUCUGAGUGGAUUGUGGUUUUACAAAGAUGUUUAUCUUUUACUUAUUUAUUAUUUGAACAACUUUUCAACCAGCAAUUUUGCUCAGAUUUACAGUGAUUAUACUUUUUCUAAAAGAAAAUCUGACUCUGGAGGUACUUUAAGUAGGUAAUUUUUUGAUUUUCCCAUUAAUUGUUGACAAAGCAACACUAUCUACUGAACUCCGCUCAGAAUCGUUUUUUCCUUAGCAAUGGUUUAUCAUUGCUUACAGUUAUUCAUUAAAUUUCUUCUCUACUACUUUCCUAACUUUUAACCUACAACGGUGACUACAUCCACGUGCUUCUUAGUAUCACUGUAAUUCUUUGUGAACUAAUUUUGUUAUUUUGUGGUAAUAUUUAUGGUUUUUGUAAAAAAUUCUAUAACUGAUUAUUCUAUACAAUUUAACUGUAAACAUCUUAUUACACACACAACAAGAUACAUACUGAAAAUAUUAUUGUCAAUGAGGUAGGAUGGUAUAUGAGUAAAAACUAAAAACUAGUUAUAUUUGUAUUGAAAUUAUAUAAAUAAGUAAGCACACAUAUUAUGUUACCCUAUAAUACAAGUAGGUUACAUACUAAUUUCGAUUUUCGCUUAGUAAGUUAAAUAACUACAUCAUAGGUUGGCAUCUCUUACAAUUGUGAAUGGGGCUUAUUAAUUAUUAUUUAGUAAUUGUAUUUAGUUUUUGAGUUAUCAGCAUUUUAAAUUACAUAUUUUCUGUAGUUUAAUAUUUGGUAAAACAUGUAGAAAGGACAUAAAAUGUAAAUAACUUUCAUUAUUUAUAGUUUUGUUGUAAUUUGAUUAGAAAUAUUUAUAGAAAUCUGAAUUUCAAAACAUUCUGAUGAUUGUAUUUAUUAUAUAUAUAUAUAUGUAUGAUAACAUAAGUAUAAUUAAUUUAAUUUAAUAUAUUUUUUAGUUAUUCUUGUGGUUAUCAAAAAGCAUUUGAUCACUAUUCGAGUAUUCUUGAAGACAAAUAUCCUGAACUUAACAUUGUUGGUGCAAAUUAUAAUCCAUCAAUAAUGCAUUUAAUUGGAGCUAAAAUAUUGGUAAGUUGGUUGGUUUAAAAAUUAUUUUUAUUAAAUAACUGAUUUUGAUAUGAAAUAUAUAUAUAUAUAUAUUUUUUUUUUCUAGAGUGUUGCAAAAAUGUUAACUAUAAUUGCUAUUGGGUCUGGCGUUAAUUUUUUUGAAUACAUUGGCAAAGAUCAACCAAAUUGGUGGAUUUGGUGUGUAUCAAAUAAAAUUUAUGCAUGUCUUGUUGUAUUUUUCGGCUCAAAUAUGUUUGAAGGAAUGCUCAUUUCAACUGGGGCAUUUGAGUUGUACUUUAAUGGUAAUUAUUUACAUAUAAUGCAAACUUAAUACACAGCACACUCAAAUACAAGAAAAAUAGUAAUAAUAUGGAUGUGUUUAUAAAUAGUUCUCACAAAUAAUUUUAUGUUUGCAAUUAUAACAGUGCAGCAAAUGAAAUUUUAAGGAUUAUUUGUUUGUAGCUUUUCAUGUUUUAAUUGUUUUACCCAAAGUUUAUUUUAUUAUUUUAUCAAUGAGCCAAUAAUUUUUUUUUGAAAUAUACUUCAUAGUAGAUAUUUGGUUCCAUUUUUUAUUUACUUACCUAUGCAACUAUACAACAUUCAUGGUACAAGCAGUCAUUAAUUUAUCAUCCAUAUUCUUCAUUUUGAAAAUAUAUAUAAAACCACUCCACGGGAAUACCAAAAUUUCACUAUAUUCAUAGACAAUAGUUAAAUUAAAUACAUUAAAUACAUAUGUUUGGUGGUUAUGAGUGUAAUGUUUGAAAAUAUGACAUUUGAGGCAUAUGUGUGUUAUGUUUGUAUUUUAUUUUACCUAAAAAGUUAGUAAAAAUUAAUAAUUAAUAAUUAAUUAAUUUGCAGACAUUCCAGUAUGGUCAAAACUUCAAACAGGAAGGAUACCUCAGCCUAUAGAAUUAUUUCAAAUAAUUGAUAACUAUUUAAUGUUUGAUAGUCCUUAUACUUCAUAGGUAUUUGUUUACAGUGUUUAUAUUUAAAAAAAAAACCUUUGUCUAAAAGCUUAUAGUUUGUUUCUUUGUAAUAUGCAUUAAUAUCAAAUCAAUAACAACAAAAAUUUGAUUGCAACCAAACUACAAUAAAUUGUGAUCUAGUUGCAGGUGUAAGUUGCUUUGAUAAAAACUUUUCCCAUAUGGUUUUAAAUUUUGAAUGAAUGAGUCUUAUUAUAUAUAUAACAAAUGUUCAUGGUUAUUUCAAUAUUUUUAGAGUCAUUAUUGAGUAUUCAGUAAAUCUUUAAUAAGCUUAUAUUUGUAGAUUAGAAAUAAUUCGAUACAUUCCAUUAUAUUAUAUUUAGAUUAAUUGUUUUUAAAAAUGAUCAGUAUGUAAAAUUAAAGUUACAUUGUAUUGUAUUUGUUUGUUAUUUUGAACAAAAAAUAGAUAUAGAAUUAUUUACCGAUUUCAUAUAUUGUUAAAUUCUAUAUUUUAUUUAGAUCUCCUCUCUUCAGAUUUAACAUAUACAACAAAAAAAAAUUAAAUUUCUAUAAAAUACUUAUGUUGUCAAACCCGAAUUUGUUUAAUUAAUAAUAAAUGUAUUAUAUUUG